This is a messenger RNA of Arachis ipaensis, 3314 nucleotides long. Its product is annotated as ethylene receptor 2. NCBI's taxonomy places the organism in Eukaryota, Viridiplantae, Streptophyta, Magnoliopsida, Fabales, Fabaceae. Gene Ontology annotation, molecular function: ethylene receptor activity; phosphorelay sensor kinase activity; protein binding. Gene Ontology annotation, biological process: phosphorelay signal transduction system; response to ethylene. Gene Ontology annotation, cellular component: endoplasmic reticulum; endoplasmic reticulum membrane. The record is from RefSeq and is a predicted model, not a curated record.
GAGAGGAACAGAAAACUGAAAAGGAAAGAGCAGUGAGAGAAAAAUAAAACAAAUGUAUUUUGGUGUGAGGAGGACGUUUUGGUUCUUGAGAGCGUCUAAGUUCUCUUCAUGUUAACGAUGUGGGACCCUCUUUCUCUCUCUCAAAUCCAGCUCACCUCCUUUUUCUUCCAAGAAACAACGGCGCUUCUCUUCUCCCUUUCCUUUCAUGGUUUUCUUUUCUGGUUUCUCAUUGUUGGAAAAUGGAGAAUACUCACUCUCUCUAACCCUUCAUAAAGAUUCUCUCUCUCUUUCUCUCCCAAUAAUCUAUUUCUUCUUUCCUUUCGUUUCAACACAAAAGCCUUUUUCAACAAAAAGCCUCCAACUCGCUUUCCUCUUAUAGCAACCCCUCCUCCUCCUCCUUCUUCAUCUUGAUCUUCUUGUCGUUGAACGAUAAAGACGGGUUCUUUUUCAUUUUGGUGUUGUUGGGUGUGUGCUCUUUCUACUUGUUUUUGUUCUCAAUGGUGGUGCACUUAACGUUGUUCUAAAGCAAUGGACUUUGGUGGUACCCAUGGUGGUGGUGGUGAUGGUGGUGGAGAUGGAGUGAUCCUUUGAUGUUUCUAUAACUGAAGUUUUGAUUUUGGUGUUCCACAAAAGGGGUAAGAUCUGAUGUGAAGCUGGAAUAUUUGAUUGCAUUCAAGGAGAUAUGGUUCUUCAGCUUUGUUGGCAGGUCAAGGCAAUUUGAGGAAAUUGUUGGAAGAUUUUUUCUUUGAUUUCUAGCUAUGGCCAAUUAAUUUACAUAUGUGACAUAUGCUUAGAUGGAUUGAAGAUCAAGAACUACAUAUAUAUAUUGGUAUCAAUGUUAAAAGCAGUGGCAUCUUGGUUCUUGUUGAUUUGCUCACUCCUCUUAUGGGUAACUGUAUCUGCAACAACAACAGAUAAUGGAUUUCCAAGAUGCAACUGUGAUGAUGAAUCUAGCUUGUGGACUAUUGAGAGCAUUCUAGAAUGCCAGAGAGUUGGGGAUUUCUUGAUUGCUGUGGCAUACUUCUCAAUCCCCAUUGAGCUUCUUUACUUCAUAAGUUGCACAAAUGUUCCUUUCAAAUGGGUGCUUAUACAGUUCAUUGCCUUCAUUGUUCUUUGUGGAUUGACGCAUUUGUUGAAUGGGUGGACUUAUGGCCCUCACACUUUUCAGCUCAUGGUGGCGCUCACCGUCUUCAAGAUUCUCACAGCGUUGGUGUCGUGUGCCACGGCAAUUACACUUGUCACGCUGAUCCCUAUGCUUCUUAAGGUGAAGGUCAGGGAGUUCAUGCUGAAGAAAAAGACGUGGGAUCUUGGACGGGAGGUUGGUCUUAUAAUGAAGCAAAAGGAGGCUGCAAGCCAUGUGAGGAUGCUCACUCAGGAGAUUCGAAAGUCGCUUGAUAGGCAUACGAUUCUAUAUACCACUUUGGUGGAGCUUUCUAAGACACUCGGAUUGCAGACUUGUGCUGUGUGGAUGCCUAAUGUUGAGAAAACAGAGAUGAACCUUACUCAUGAAUUAAAUAGGAGGAAUUUUAAUUUUACUAUACCAAUUACUGAUCCGGACGUUGUAAAGAUUAAAGGAAGUGAUGGAGUGAAUAUACUUGGCCCUGACUCAGCACUUGCUGGUGCAAGUAGUGGUGUAAAUGGCGAGAUUGGACCGGUUGCUGCAAUCCGCAUGCCAAUGUUGCGAGUUUGUAAUUUCAAAGGAGGAACACCGGAGUUAACGCAGGCAUGUUAUGCAAUAUUGGUAUUGAUUCUUCCGAGUGGAGAGACUAGAUCUUGGAGCAAUCAAGAGCUGGAGAUAAUUAAGGUGGUUGCUGAUCAGGUUGCAGUGGCUUUAUCUCAUGCUGCAAUUCUGGAAGAGUCUCAGCUCAUGAGAGAGAAAUUGGAGGAACAAAAUCGCGCUUUGCAACAGGCGAAAAGGGAUGCUAUGAUGGCGAGCCAGGCAAGAAGCUCAUUUCAGAAAGUCAUGAGUGAUGGGAUGAGGAGGCCUAUGCACUCGAUUUUGGGAUUGCUUUCAAUGGUGCAAGACGAUAAUUUGAAGAGCGAACAGAAACUUAUCGUGGAUGCAAUGCUAAGGACGAGCAAUGUCUUAUCGAACUUGAUAAAUGAUGCCAUGGACAAUUCGGCAAAGGAUGAUGGGAGAUUCUCUUUGGAGAUAAGGUCUUUCAGAUUACAUUCGAUGAUAAAGGAAGCGGCUUGCCUUGCCAAGUGCAUGUGUGUCUAUAGAGGAUUUGGUUUUCUGGUCGAGGUCGAGAAGUCUUUGCCGGACAAUGUAAUGGGCGACGAGAGGAGGGUUUUUCAGGUAAUUUUGCACAUGGUUGGGAACCUUCUGGAUCAUAGCCAAAGGGAAGGAACUCUCGUACUUAGAGUUUUCGCCGAAACCGGAAGUCAGGGAAGGACUGACAAAGGGUGGACAAGUUGGAGACCAAGCUCAUCUAGUGGUGAUGUAAAUAUUAGAUUUGAGAUAGGGAUCAACAGUAGUGAUUCAGAAAUUGGGAGCUCGUUUUCUUCGGGAUUUGGAGUUAGGAAAUUUUCUAGUGAUAGGGUCGAGGGCCGAUUGAGCUUCAGCAUUUGCAAAAGGAUAGUUCAGCUGAUGCAAGGCAACAUAUGGUUGGUUCCGAAUUCUCAUGGUUAUCCUCAAAGCAUGGCCCUCGUUCUUCGGUUUCAAUUACGACCAUCAAUCAGCAUAGCCAUCUCGGAACCUGGAGAGUUUUCGGAGCGUCAUGGUUCCAAUUCUCUGUUGAGAGGUCUGCAAGUUCUAUUGGCCGACAACGACGAUGUAAAUAGGGCAGUGACCCAAAAGUUGCUUCAGAAAUUAGGCUGCAUUGUAGCCACCGUAUCCUCCGGAUUCGAAUGCCUUACUGCCAUCGGACCUGCCGGAACUUCUUUCCAAAUCAUUCUUUUGGAUCUUCACAUGCCUGACAUAGAUGGCUUUGAAGUCACCACGAGGAUUCGGAAGUUCAGGAGCCGAAACUGGCCGAUGAUCGUAGCGUUGACCGUGAAUAUGGGAGAUGAGUUGUGGGAGAAGUGCAUGCAGAUUGGUAUCAAUGGAGUUAUCCAAAAACCAGUUUUGUUGCAAGGAAUUGCAAGUGAGCUCAGAAGACUCAUAAUUCAGGGAAAUAAUGUCCUGUGAGAUUCUUCACAUUUUCAAGCAUCAAUGAAAUUUAUUAAGUUAUAUUCUGAAGGUAGAAAUUAGGUUUUGGGGGGUGGGGAUGAAGAAGAAAAAGAAAAAAAAAAAAAAACUCUUUGGCACUUUCUGUUAGCAAUGUUUCAACUUAGAAAUGUUAUACACAGUUUGGAAAUGAAGUAAAAGAAAA